CGCAGACUGAGGACCGACGAGUUCCACGUGUGGCUCAAUUCCGUCUGCACUGGAGCCACCAACGGAGCAGGUGGUGGCCUAGCCGAUGAUGCUCCAUGAUAAAAAUAUUUCCUAUCUGUCAAACCACUCCUUGGCAUCUGUAGUGAGCAUGAGGUCCGGCAACAGCAGCCACGGAGCCCUGCAGGUGGCAUCUUCACAAGUGGCGGUGGGAGUGCUGCUGACCCUCAUUGACUUGGUGACUUUUCUGGGGAACACUGUGGUGUUUAUCUGUCCAGCAGUGGAGAAGAGGCUGCGCACAGUCACGUAUAUGUUCAUCAUGUCACUGGCCAUGGCGGACCUGUUGGUGGCCUGUCUUGUUAUGCCCUUCAGUAUCAUCUAUGAAGUGACGGGCAUGUGGCUGUUUGGGAAGCAGUUCUGUAAAGUCUGGAUCUCUUUUGACGUGAUGUUCUGCACCGCAUCUAUCGUCACCUUGUGCUUCAUCAGCCUGGACCGGUACUGUUCUGUUGUCACUCCCUAUCACUAUCCCAAACGGAUGUCCCGUCGCAGGUGCAUCAUUAUGACCGUGACGAUUUGGGUAUACUCAUCUUUAAUCUCCUUCUUACCGGUGAUGCAGGGCUGGAAUGAAAUCCCUGGUGUGGACUUCGAUACCAGCAGUGACUGCAUCUUUGUCACUAACUGGACGUUUGCCAUUGUGGCUUCGGCCCUGGCUUUCUAUAUCCCUUUUCUGAUCAUGUGCACUAUGUACUUCUUCAUCUACCGUGCCUCCCGCCUCAAGGCAACCCGCAUUGUGUCUCAGACACUGGACAUCCACUAUCAUCCCAACAGCAAACGGCCCAACAACCUGCAGCUGGAAAACAAGGCCACCCGCACCAUGAGCAUCAUCAUCUCAGUCUUUGUCAUGUGCUGGCUGCCGUACUUUGUCCUCAAUGUGUGGAUUGCCGCCAAGGGGGAAGACAGUGAGAGCCCCAUCAUCACGUACAUUUUCAAAGUCAUCACCUGGCUCGGUUACUGCAAUUCAACCAUUAACCCCAUGCUCUACGCCUUCCUCAAUCGAGACUUUCAAAGAGCCCUCAAAAAGCUGCUCAUCUGCCGCCAGUGGAGGUCCCAAGUGGACAUCGGAGAGGACAUGGUCUCCAUUGUGACCUUCUCCAGGACAGCCCAGGAGGCAGAGUACAGUGUAAGGAACACCACCAUACCUGGCGCAGCUCUGAAAAACAAGCCAAAACAAUGAAUGGCAUGGCCGUGUAUGUGCGGUUGUGUGGAGGACUCCAUGGCAGCCUUUUCCAAGGAAUGUUAAUAGAAACAACAUAACAAGGAGCACUGAGCACUUUCUCUGAUAGGCUCUUCUUGUAAAGUCAGCAAGAUCAUGAGCCUUGCUUUGAAUGUCUGGACCAAGUGCCACAUGAGAUCUGUAAGAUACUGGACCCUGCUGCAUAGUAUGGACAAAUGCAUCAAGACAUUCAAGUCCAGUUUUUUUUCAGGAUCAGAUUGGGAAAGUAGUGUGACAUUCAUGGGUCUUUUAGAAUAAUUCAUUUUGUUUUCUUGAACCCAGCAACAUGUAGAAGUGGUUAUGGAGGUAAAAUGGAGGGAUAACAGAUUACAUGGUCAUGCACAAAAGAAGAGGCAGGCAUUUCUCUGCUGGGCUAUUCAGUGGCAAGACCACCCGCUCUUCUCUACAGUAGAUGAUGAUGCAAUAUAAACACCCUGGGAUGGGUGCUAUAUAAAAUAAAGAUUAAAUGAUUUAUUUAUUAA
Messenger RNA from Polypterus senegalus (gray bichir), 1752 nucleotides. RefSeq names its product octopamine receptor-like. Gene Ontology annotation, biological process: adenylate cyclase-activating adrenergic receptor signaling pathway. The transcript has 4 exons. Gene Ontology annotation, molecular function: G protein-coupled receptor activity. The record is from RefSeq and is a predicted model, not a curated record. Gene Ontology annotation, cellular component: membrane. NCBI's taxonomy places the organism in Eukaryota, Metazoa, Chordata, Cladistia, Polypteriformes, Polypteridae. The coding region runs from base 86 to 1231 and encodes 381 amino acids.